AUGAAGUUAUGGAAGGCGAUUCCAAAAGCGACGCACAGUCAUCCCUCAAGGGCUUUGGUGGUGAAUCUCGAGACCUGCAAUGACUGGGUUGGUUUCGAAAGAAGACAAGAAAACAAUUUUGAUUGUUGUAAAAAUGGGGAACUUCAGAAAAAACAUAAGUUUUGAUAUAUUGGAAGUAUGAAAUAGUAAUGAGAUUUUUGUCUUCUUUUCUUUUUUUAUUUCUUCUCUAGGCGCAUAUGGCUUGAGCCAUCGAUGAAAAGGUCUCGACACGAUAAUCAAAAAGAUAUAGCCGAUUCACGGCUUGCUUGGGACGCUAAGGGGCGUGGUCUCUCUGCACUCUCCACGAUCCAGGCACUGUCUCGUGCAUUUUCGUGUCAGGACCCAUUUUUCGAUGUUUCAAGCUAGCCGUGAAUCAGCUAUAGUGCCUGGUUGCUGGAGAGCACAGAUAAGCCACGCCCCCUCAGCGUCCCAAGUUAGCCGUGAAUCGGCUAUAUUCGCAAAUUUAAAGAGAAAAAGUUUCUCUGCGCCCUCCUUUCUUCUCGACGACCCUCUCAUGUUUACAUGCUCUUUUCACGUUUCUCUGACCUCGCCGGUGAGGGAACAGAGAGACGCAGACACGCGAAAACUAUCAUGUCGCGGCGGACGGACUAUAAAGAUCGCCACGCCACAACUCUUUCUCUGACACACACUAUUUCGUCGUUCUCUCGCAGCUAGAUAAAGACGAAAUAGUGUAGAUCAGAGAGAGGGUUGAGGCGGUCUUUAUGCGCCGUAGGCCAGAAUUAGAGAGAAGAGAAGUAGCUGGACUCUUUGAGUGAUCACUUGAGAGUAUUCAUCAAUCAUCAUCAAAAUUUAUCGGUUGUUUUAGUCAGAUGGAGUCGACUAGGCGGUGAUAAAAUUGCUCUUUUGAGCGGCACUAACACCGCCUUCGGCGAAAAUGAAGUCAAAACGUGUAGUCGAAAGAGUUGAAAGCAUUAUCUUACGGUCCUUCGCCUCGUCCUUCUGUGCGUAGUCCAUCCAGUUGCGCCUUGACGAGCUCAGAAUGUAGCAGAUCUUGUGCUGGAGCCCGGAGACCGUGCUCUAGGUGGAAGCCUCAGAAUGAGAGCGACCACUUCGAGUGAAGAUUUUACACGGAAAUUGAGAGUAUUCAGAAAAUUCUUCGAUCGAAAAUUUUGUAUAAACUGCGUGCCAUGUUCCACGAAGUCCAGAAUAGCCGUCAGAGAAUGAGUAAGAUAACCAAAUUUUGGAAAUUCAGAGAUAAUUCCGAAUUUCUCAGAAGUUACUUCGAGUCUUCCGGAAACUCUGAAGGCGGGAAAAUUGUAAUCUUGACCGAAUAAGGAAAUUAAAGCUUUUCGAAAAGAUACUGUUUAGUUUCUGUACGGAAAAGUUGGUUUUCUAAGAAUUUAGAAAAAAAUUGUUUUUGUUGGAUUUUUAAAAUGUGGGCCGUAGAUCGAACUCCAAACAGUUUUUUUAUGUUUUUAAUGAGAUCUAGAAGUUUUUUUCUAUUACUUUUUUUCGUAAACUUUCAGUAGAAAUAUAAUCAGAUUAAAAUUAACUUCAGUUCCGUUUUCAUAAGUUUGAGGAAGAUUGAGCUUUGUAAAAAUGUUAAGAAAAUAUUUUUCGUAACUUUUUUUUUGGAAAAAGAGCUUUUUCCCUUUAGUGGUAACUUAAAAAGUUUGAACUACUCCUUUAUUUUCCUCUGACAGCAGCAAGGCAGAAACGUUAACUUUUAAUUUUUGAAGAGUUUUGCCGGACGAUUUUUUGUAUUUUUCGAAGCUUCUUUGUCAAAACUUUAUGGUUUCAUAUUUUCUUUCAAAUCUUUGUUUCUACUCGGCAUUUUAGAAUAUGAUGUUAAUUUUUGAAAAUUUUGGUUAUUGCUAACUAGGCAACUCUCGGACUCGGGUACGCGUUUCGAGGUGAAACUUCGGUGGCUAAUAGACCCGGGUAAGAGUACUUGGAAACAAGAGAGAUUAUCUGCUAAACCCCAUAGGCUUCUGAGAAAAGCUUUUUGAAAAUGAACAGUUUAGGCUUGAAAACUAUCAAAUAUUUGCUUUCCUCCUUUUUUGGCUGGAAAAAAGUUUUUUAGAGUUGAUCAUAGCCGGAUCAUUCAAGAAGAUUGUAGUGAAAUAUAAUAUAAGGUAAAAAGCAGUAUUCUGAAAAGUUUUCAGGGUUAAUCUUCACAUUUUCUACUGAUUUUUUCUCGGUUCUCUAUUGGGUUUAGCAGAUAUUCUCACUUGUUUUCAAGUAUUCUCACUUAGGUCUAUUAACCACUGAAGUUUGAACUCGAUCCGCGUACCCGAAUCCGAGUAGUUCCCUAGUAAGAGAUGAACUUGACUUUUUUUUUUCAGCAGCUAUUUUUAGGUUUCUGAUAGAAUGAGUAGAAAAAGUUCUUUGAUUUUAUUCAUUUUUUCGAACAGAGCCUCUGCUGUGAACUUUUUUCAAGGAAAACAUGGAUUUCACACUUUUCGGUUUUCUCAAUAGGAUAUAUAUUAUGUUUCCUUUUGAUAGUGAUACAUUGAACUUGGAAAUAGCAAAAAUGUUCCUGUAACAUAAUUAUGAGAGAGUAGAACCGUUUAUUUUUCAUAGUAUUCUCGAAUUUUGUUCACCUUUUUGUGUGAAGAAUCGAUUUUUUUUUUUACAGUAUUCUUCCUUUUUUAUCAAAUAAUUCAAGAGGAAAAUGAUCCUUCAGACAGUGAAGCUGUAGAUGAGAAACAAAUUGGACCUUGGCCUAUUUGUGUCGAAUCUACAGUUCAUCGUCGGAAAGGCGUCGUUCUGGGAUGGGAUUGUAGACGGAGUAAAGUCUUCAGAAGGGAAGUUGUAGAGGAGGGCUUCAGAAGCCUUCCAGGGAAACGGAGUUUUCAGACGGUGACACCAUGGGAGCGAAACAAAUCGCGACUGGGUCGAUUUGCCUCGAUCCGACAGUGCAUCGUCGGAAAAAAGACGACCUGCCGGGGAAGGGGAAUGGAAGCCGAAUGAAGGAAAAGAAGCGACGGAGGCCUUUUUUAUGGGCCGAGCCACGUCGACGUGGCCGACGAUUCACCGUGGGAGCCGACAAACGUUUCUUUUUCUCAUCUCGGCGAUUCCGUCUUUGAUUAUUGCCUCGUGAUACUGUACGAUUCAAAGGAAUGCCUUUUCUGGACCGAUGGGAACAUCAUUAAUUCAGAACUGAUCGAACUGUGAUUGCUGUGUGGGAGAGAGUCGGCCCGUGCCAGGAACGGAAUAAUGAGAUUCUAUAAGAGGUUUUUGGAGCAUGGCACGGAGUUAAGAUUUCUUUCGAGUGGUUAGAGCAUGAUAGGAAGCAGCUGGAAUGAAUGAACUUGCUCUAACUGUACGUAUCUGAACGAGUUUAUUGGGUCAUGAGUGGAAAAUGAAGAUUUUUUUUGAGUCCGGACUGAAUGCGUAGCAACAUUAAAAAAAACUUAAGUUUCAGGGUUUGAGUUUUUUUUUCAUUAGGAAAAUGUCUUCAUAAAGGGGCAGACUUAUUUUUCCAUCGAUUUGUUAUGGUCAAGCAUAAAUAUACAUGGUAAGGAAAAUAAAUAUUUGAGUGACAAGUAUUUUUUUUUUGAGAAGCCUGUUGGCACACUCGCGAGUAGUUUUUUGUCAAGGGAGUAGAGGAAAUUCCUAACAAGGACGGUCAUUAUACUUUGCGGUUAGGAAUUGCCUGAAAAUUGGCCGCCACACUACUUGAUGUACUAGAAGAAAAUUCUGAAAAAUCAGUGAAAACCCUCUAUUUUCGUUAAAAUGACCUACUUUGGGGCUCUGCGUCCCUCUUUCUCAAAAAAAGAAUUGUGCUUGAGACUUUCAGAAUAUUUAUCUGGGACAUCAAGGAGUUUUCUGGUCGAAUUUCAGGGAACUCCCAACCGCAAAGUGAAAUGACCUUCCUUGUGAAACGAGUGGCAGAAGUCUUCAUGACGAAUUUUGAGCAAAGGAAGUGAGCUUUAAAUAGUAACAACCGUGUUGAUGAAAUUGUCAAAAUGGAAACCUGUCAGAGGAUUCUCAUCGGAAAACGAAGUUAGUUCUUCUGUUAAAAUUAAUUGGAAAAUGAUAGGAGCCAGGACUGAAUUUUGAAGUUUUAUUUUCUAUCGGAAAGUCUUCUGGUUCAGCUUCAAAUCAUCGCCUCACGAUACUGUAUGAUCCAAAGAAAUGCCUCAUUUUGGUACAUGUGAAUUUCAUUAAUUCAGAAUUGAUCAAACUGUGAUUGCAGUGUGGGAGUCUAGCAUAUCAUUAUCAAUGAGAACAAGUUUCUCCGUGCCGCGAACUGUUUGCUAACCUGAUGAGAUUUUGGCGAGACUUUAUAUGAGUAUUGGAACUCGUUCGUUUGUUCAGAAAGAGUAGCGGGUUAGGAGGAGCUCCAAAUAUUUUCAUUUGGAGCGCUUUUUGAGGCUUAUCUAGAUAGUCAAGAAGAUUUUGACUGUGAGAUCCUUCAGCAAUAAAAUUUUUUAACAGCCCGGUUUCACGGGAAAACAUUAAAUCAGAACUGAUCAAACUGUGAUUGGUUUGUGGGAAAAGUAUUGGGCCGUGCCAGGAACCAUGAAAUGAGUUUUUUUGGAUUGUUUCAUGGAAAUCGAAAUUUUUUAAAUCGAAGAAGAAUGGUAGGCUACGGCAUUGCAAAAUAUCAGAAUUUCAGUUCUGAAUGACUUUUCUGUAGUGCAAUUUAUAAUAAUGAAACGUUUUUUUUUGAUAAUUGACUCUGUAUUUGUAGUAAGGAAAAUUUUUGUUCAAUUUUUAAUUUUUUAGUUUUGAAAUUUUGUAAGCAGUUCGAAAAAGUGGGGGCUAUAGCAAAAAUGGUGGGGAAAAAUCGGUAUUUUUUCUCAAACUUUAUUCUCUAAUCGAGUACCAAAAAGAGAUAAAUGGAUGAAGCUCUCAGUAAUAAUUUGUUGACAGAUCAGCGUGAACCCUAACGUGUUCACUUGGAUCUAGAAUUUGGGAGAAUACAUUGUAAAACUAUACAUUAUUUGUGUCUUGGAGAAAUAGAUAAGAAGCUCUCGUGCAAUGAUAGAAUGACCAGUUAAUUUUUUCACAAUCGUAAACGUAUUUUGAAAAUUUUUUCAAAUCACAAAAGAAAUUUUAAAUCAAAUUUAUUAUUGGAUUCUUCGACAGUUUAAAAAUAAGCUUGAAAGCAACUUGAAAAAACGGAAAUUAAAAGAAGAUUUUCAAAAAAAGCGGCUCAAAAGAUUUUUCCCAUCAUUUUUGGAGCUUCAACGGGGUUUCCCUUGUGAGGGCCCUCGAAUAAACUUUUCCGUUUACCUAUAAACACUUUCUCGAUUAGAAAUAUACUUGACUGAUAAUUUUCUAGGUUCGAGUCUUGGAAUGGCCUGCCGAUGCAAAACUUCGCGGGUUCGGUUGCACUCAAGAAGCCUUCGCUCAGAGUUCCUGGCUACGAAUCGACUUUACCCAAAACCCAGCAGAAUCGGUUCCUAAUUUCCGCGUCUUUCCAAAAGCAGCAACAUUUUGAAGGAGCUCCUCCUGGAGGUAAUGUCCCGAGUUUCUUGGCGAUCUUCGGUCAAACUCCACGUUGGCUCCAUUCAUUCUUUGCGCAACAAAUUGGUCUCCAACAAAAUUCCCUUCGCCUCGGUCGGAUCUUUCCGCGCCGACUAUGUUAUUGAGGUUGUUACAGGGGGAACAUCUGUGGAAGUUUAUGAAAAUUGGCCAGAAAAAUCCUUGAUUUUUGGAAUAAAUCUUUUUUUUUUCGUUUUCAAAAGGCCAAGUGCGGCAUUUGCAGUUAUUUCACUAUGUAUUUUUGGCGCUAAUUCGGAAAAUUUCGAACUUUUUCAUUUUGUUAGGCUUUCCUUUUCAAAAACUCAAUUAUUCACAUCGAAUAGUUUCCCAAAUUUUCAUUUUUUAAUGGACCUUUAAAACCCGAAAGAAAGCUUCAAAAAAUGGCGUUUUCUUUUCGAAACCCAUUUUUCUACUGAAAAUUCGAGAAGACCUGAAAAUUGAUUCAAGGCCCUGAGAAGACGAGGAAGCGUCGUGAUGGACCAGCUCUUCAACAGCACCGAAAGUCCGUUAAUCGACCGACAAGAAACGCCGCUUUUUUUCAGAAUGAUCGGAAGAGCAAUGGAGGUGGGAUUGCACUAAAAGACAACUGAUUUAUUGAAAAAAGAAAAUGUUUCAGGAGUGCAGCCGAGCCUGUGAGGAAAGCCUGGAGCAACUCCUGAACGCCUUGGACGAAAGAAGGGCCAUUUCUCUCUGCAAAGCCUUCAGAGUCAUGUUUGAAGUGAAGACCUUUCCUGGGAUUUUCCAUCGAUUUUUGAUUUCUAGGAACGAAAGUUGGCCUACGAAAGAGUUGUAGCUGGCCAUCGACUCCAAGAUGUUGGCCUUCUGAAGCCGCUGCCCAAAAAUUGCGUUUCCGUUCCGAAGGUUUCGAAAAAUCCGUUAAUUUCAGGGGGAAAAAAUGAAUUUCGAAUACUGAUCUUCUCACCUCUACCCGAGGAUUCAUUCUUAAAUCUUGAAAAAAAGAAAAUUUAGGAAGAAAACUUAAUUCAAUAACUUUUUUGCAAAAGUUUUUUUAAUCACUUUUAAUCGGCUCGUUCGGGACUAUUUUUAGGCUCAGUUUACUCUGAAAAAAUUUUCAAAACUCUAGCUUUUUUAUUGAAUAUUUUCAUACCGGAAUGAGUCAUUUAUUGACAUUUUUUCGCCGUACAAAAAAAAUCAUUAGUUGAAAAUCCUUGAGGUUUUGUUUUUUUUUUAUUAAUUUCUGGGGAGGUCAGUUCAAAUCUUGUGAAGCAUUUUUAUUCUGUUUUUGAUUUAUACUGAUUUUUACUGAUUGAUUUUCGCACAUUCCCUAGUUUUGGAGAAAAACUACCAAACCCGUUUUUAAACGGAAAUAAGUUUUUUAGACUAGUAGCCUUUAUUUUUCUACAAGCAAGUCUUUUCGGUUAAGAUUUUAAUGUUUUGUACAUCAAGAACUGUUUUGACCUUUUUCCAGGAAAAUAUCAACGUUUAUUCCUGAAAAUUCCGUUUCUUUUUGAGGUGAUGGUCUGCCCAACCCAAACUCUGCUCAUGGCGCCCGAAGUCAUGAUGACAAAUCGAGUUGUGAGGAGAUUCGGGGCCGAAUAUGCCCUCAGAGUCGUUUUUCGAGACGAUAGUGGCGGCAAAUUGGCUGUCCGUGACUUUAACACCGACAAAAAUGAACGUAGGAUGGGGAAAAAGUUAUUGAGACAAUGGAAAAUGUUGAGAAUCUGAGGAAAACAGUAUCGUUUCGGUUUUGGUCCGCGACACUUUGGUCGAAGGAAUCACGGUCGGCGACAGAACCUACCAUUUUUUGGCCUGGAGCAAUUCUCAGGUUUUGAUUUUGUCCUUCUAGGUUAUAAAGGAAAAAAAAAACUCAUAUUAGGAACUCCAGAUUGGACACUAUAGGGGCAACAUUAGAAGCCUUCGAAGGUUCCCCUCUAGGGGCCCCUUAAUCACCCCUAUAGAGGCCACAUGAGCUUGAAAAAGUUAUUUAGAUGGAAAAUAUGAACAGGUUAUGAAAUUUUCAAGUUUUUCAAGCAUUUAGAUUUCCAAAUCUCGACAAAAAAAUAGAUGACCCUAUAGUGGUCCCUUUUUUUUCUCUGUGUUUCCCUAAAGUGGCCACUCAUGUUACAACCCUAUAGUGGACACUUUUUUGUUUCCUAUAGGAGCUCUUUAUCUGUUUUACUAUUUUCCUAAAGUGGCCACUCAAGUUAUAACCCUAUAAGGGAAACUUUUUCGUCCUCUUCAGGGGCUUUUUAAUUGAUUACUUCUUUGUGAAGAGUCUAAAAACCGAACGAAGUAUUUAUUAUAAAGUUGAAGUUUGAAUUUCAAUGCACACUGACAUUUUCUCAUCUUUUCGAUUAUUCGAAGGAAAAAAAAGAAGAUUUUAACUUCAGCUCCGCGACCAAGGCUGUUACAUGUACGCGGCGAAGUUCGAUCCGGAGAAGGGCGAAUACACGGGAACGAUUGAAGAAAUCCGCGCCUGGAUGGGCAACUUUUCGACGACGGCCAGUGUCCCGAAGAUGAUGAGCCGCAUGGGGCAAUGCUUCACCCAGGCUCAGGUUCUCGGACAAUUUCUUUGUAUCAUCACUACUUUGUUCCUUUUGAACUUGUAAAAAAACAGAAAUGCGGCUAACUACGCAUAUAUUUUCUCGUCUGGAUUUUGCGCUCCAUGAUGAUCCUUUAAUAGCGCUCAUAGGCAAAGUCGGAAAGGGCUUCAUAAAAAUGUUCUUUUUAGAGUGACAAAGGCUCCUUUUUUGGUGUCUUUCUGCUCCAUUUUCUCAGUCCUUAUGCACCAUUUUUGCUGCCUCUCUCUUUCUCCACCAAUUCACGAGCCUUUGAAACCCCAGAAAAAAUGAAAACCUCGAUAAAGGGACUCUUUUGCUGCCUUUCUGGGACCUUUUUUUGAGCCUCUUCCUUUUAGCGGCCAUUAUCCACCAUUCCGAAUUUGCCCGUGGUAUCGUUUUUGACCUUUUUUUGAACGUAAAUCUUGAAAGAGGCCCUCAAAAAAUUCGUCGAUUUACUCGCAUAGUCUGUAAACUACCCCCCUGCGAGUAAAUCGACGAGAUCUGUAUUAGGAAAGAUAUACAAUAGUUUACAAAAUGAGGACCGACUUCUUGAAAAAUUUCAAAAUUUUCAGACUACGAUCAAGUUGGAAGAGAAACACUGGAUUGUCGAGAACGACAUCACUGGCGGUUUUUUCUUUAUUUUUCUCAGAAAAAAUAAAUUAUUCAGGGGUCACUGGUAAUUACUGUUUCACGGAUGGAUGUGGGAAGAUUUCGCUAAAGUUCGCCCUCAAAAUGAUGCACCUUUUGAAGCUUCCAGUCCUUCCUGUCUGCUUUCAAGUGGAGAAAAUAUUCAAUUUUUAUUUUGGAAUAGAAAAUUUGAGGUCCGUUUCAAAGGGUUCAAAGGAAUCCUAGUCAUCGACCCGACUAUCGAUCAGAUCGUUGGAGCGAAAAAAAUCGUCUUCAGGUUGAAAAAUCAAUGAAUUUUAAUGGAUUUUUAUAUUGGAAUUUUCAGAAAAAAAGCCAGCAAAAAGUUCUUGGAAGGUAUCGGUGGGAAUAAACAGGAACAUUUGGAGGUUAUUUCCUUUUUCUUUCGAAGAUCUGGGAUUUUAAAAAGUUUUAGAAAAAGAUUAUAUCAGACUCGAAAAAAUAGCUGCACAAAAUGAUUGCCUUUAAAAGGUCUUUUUAUAGAGGAGCCCAUAAAGAGCUCACGAAAAAAUAUUUGUCACAAAAAGCCGAGAAAAUAUUUUUGCAGAAAACCCAAGGGACCGUCAAAACUAGACUGACACAGAGAAAAAAAAACUAUAAAAACAGGAAAAAGUUAUUUUUGGGAAACCGUAGACAAUAAGCCAAAAAAAAUUGAGGAAUCGUACAAAAGUAGCCGCAGGAAAAGUAAUUGCAAAUUUUACAACAAGCUUAGAUGCUGAUGAAAGUGCGCUCCAAGGCUAAUUUAAUUUUCGAGUCUAUUUUUCCUUUGUUUUUUUAAGAGAAUGGCUCAAUAGCUUCAAACUCAUCGACGAUUAUUUUCAAAAAUAAAAAUACUGGCGAUAAAUGUUGCAACAAAUGAAGCAAUUUUGGAGACAAAUAAAAUAACCGACUUUUCUUUGGAGUUUUUAUGCGCCUGAAACUUAACGGUGUAAAAUUUUUUGUGGAUUUCUACUACUUGAGCUGUCGUUUUUAAAGAAUUUCUGGAUAACUGUCAAAGAGGGAGAAAGAUAAGUAAAUUCAGAAGAUUCAGAGAUGAUUUACACUUUCUCUGGCUUUUUUCUUCUCAAAUAAUUUAUCUCAUAAGUCGGUUUGAAAAUGAUUAAUUUCCAUUAUAGGUUGUGAAAUAUUCGAUGCCGUCUCCCGUUUGUCUCAACCGGCCAAUGAUCACCAUUCUCGACAAGGCAAAACUUGAAAAAAUAGUUUAUCCAAUCCUAAGCUUUAUCAUUCAGGUGUCGGAAAAACAGUCCAGCUCUUCACAUGAAAGAAUUUCCCGACGUGUUCAUUAUUACCUCGAACGCGAAUUGUCUGCUUUGAGCGGUAGUUCUUGGGAAGAAUCCUCCGAAAAUAGGAGAAAUAGGAAUGCUUGUGAACGAACGGACGGCGGCGGUCGAAAUGUCGACCAGGACCAAUUUGCCCAUCGAUUUCAACCAUCUCUCCAUGAAAUGCGGCUUCAGAAUCACGACCGAUUCUUUUUUGAGACGGAUGCUUGUGUCGAUUUAUCGAUAUAAUGUCCUGCAUCAUAUUUCCAAGGUCCAUUUUCAGCUCAAAUUUCAAAAAAUAAGUCCAAGGUUAAAAGGAAACACCCUAUUAUAAGGAGACUUUCUCAUAACACGCAAUUUUUUUUUGGCGACGCCCCGCCCACUUUUCCUCCGUAAAGUGUCGUGUGUCGUGUGCAUGCACUGCGGCGCGUUCUCGCAGAAAAUUUUCGAUUCGUUUCAAAGUUCUUUGGCAAUACGGCCGCCUGCGCCUUUAAUAUGCCCUGUUGGUCUUAGAGCCGAAAUCUCUGCCAUGAUGUCACGUGGGAACAACGGAGGUUUUGACUCCGCCCACUGAACUUUUGGUUUCGAAUUUUCUUUCACUAACAAAAAACGCCUUGAUAAGGGAAAGCUAUAAAAAAGAGUUUUGAAAAUUCUGAUUGUACAGGAACAAACUUUGGACUUGUAGACACCUUCCUGAAAUGAAGGCUGACUUAAAAGCGCAUGCGCAUAGAUGAAUAUAUUUGAUUUUUUGCUUGAAAACUCCAAAAAGUUGGAAUUCAACUCUAAAUUGGAAGGGAACUUGAGAAAAGGAGAAAAUUCUUAUUCCAAAUAAGAUGUCAGGAAAGAAUUUUGGAUCUGCGAAUAUUCCCCCAACAUUGGUGUAUGCACACUUCACACUCACGAACAUUCACGGACCCAAAAUUCUUUCCUACCAUCCCAACUUCAUGAGUGAUUUCCAAACUUUUUUUUGAAAUGAAAAGUUGAAGUUUUUGAUGUAAAAUAAUUUUUUAAAGGCGAAAAUCUUCCUACCUGGUCACCUGGGCCGCACAAUGUACGGCGUGGUCGACGAGACAGGUCUCCUGAUGCCCGGCCAGGUCUUCAUUCAAUACUCGCCGUCCUUACGGCAAGGGUCCCAUUCCAAAAAGAUCCUGGUGGAAGGUACAGCUUUUCCCGGGAAAAAGCGCAAAAAAAGACUUUUCAAGGAAGAGUCCUGAUCACGAAGAACCCCUGUCACGUUCCCGGGGACAUCCGGAUGUUCACCGCCGUCUAUCAACCAGCUCUCUCUUAUUUGGUCGACGUGGUCGUUUUUCCGCAACAUGGGCCUAGGCCUCAUCCCGAUGAAAUGGCUGGUAGGGAAUUUGUAGAAAAAUUUUAAAAAUAUGCUUGAAAAAAUUUAUUUUUAAUGGAAUGGUAAGAAGGAAAAAUAUGAUUAUUAGAAAAUUUUUAAGAAAAUAAAUAAAAGGUUGGAAGAAAUCUGUCUCUCGAGCUUUGAAUAUAAAAAGACUCAAAACUUCAAAAAAGUCUGAAUAAAGUUACCAAGAAGGAGGAACCUUUUUAAAGAAUUUUUUUCGCGAGUUUGCUAAUAUUCACUUCAUAGCGCUCUGAUUUAAAAAAAAAACAAUUUUCCGUUUUUAGUUGAAUUUUAACACAUCCAUCUAAGUUUCUUUAUCGUUUUUGUGGAAAAAUCGAGAGUUUUCGGCAUUUUCAAUACAUCAUAACUUGGCUCGAAGAAGAUAUUUUUUCAAAGAGCUCCAAAAAUAAUUCUUAGCAAAAUUCUCCCUGAUUUUUUCUAGUGAGUUGAAAAAAAUUGCCUCAUUUUCAAUAAAUAAGAGCUUUGAAAAUGCGUUGUUCAUCUCUUCAAAAACAAUUUCAAAAAAACAUGUUUAGAAGGAAUUUUGAGAAUUUGAAAAAAUUUAAAGGCGCAUGAAAAGCACCUUGAAACAUAUCCUGUUGCGAAAAUCAGCUUCAAAUUCGUCCAAAGUGUAAUUUCUAGAUAUAAGAAAGAGGUGACCCAAAAGUUUGUGAGGGCCUCACUUAAGAAAGGCAGAGUGGUCCUUAUAGGGGCAACAUUAAGAUUCCUUGAAAUUUCCCCUCCAGGGGCCGCUUUACCUUUGCCUGUAGGUAUCACUCUGGCUUUCCUGAGAUAUUCAUUCAUUACAAGGUUAUAUGCUACUUUCCCCUUUCACCAUUUUCAUAAAUCUUGUUUUGAUCUCACCUGUGAAUGAACAAAUCUUUUUCAAGAGCAACGAGGUUUUAGGAUCUGACUUGGAUGGCGACGAGUAUUCCGUGAUCUGGGACGAAGAACUUUAUUUCGAUCGAAAUGAAGAAGCCAUGAUUUAUCCGAACCAGACUCAUGCGGAGGACGACACUGCUGCCACUGUGAAUAUUUUAUUAAUUUUUACAAAUCAAUUUAAAAAAAAAACUAUGGUAGUGGAUCCACAAAAAACGUAUGAUAAUCCAAAAAAAAAGACUUGAACCUAGGUCAUUUAGAACAGCAGACAAGUGUUUUUGAAGCAUUUUUCAGACCCAAGGAAUGGUCGACUUCUUCCUCAAAUACCUCACCCAAGACGCGAUCGGACGUGUCAGCAACGCCCAUCUGAUCUCGGCCGACUACAAAGGCCUCUUCCAGUACCCUUCCCAUUUUUCAAACUGGUGUUGAACAAGGUUUUCAGCGAGCACACCAACUCGAUCGCCUUGAAAUGCGCGGUGGCUGUGGAUUUUCCCAAAAGUGGGAUCCCGGCGAGGAAACUGACGAGUGAUGAACAAUGCGACAUGGCGCCUGACUACAUGCCGACCUCCCAGAGGCCUCUCUACCACAGCAACUCUCUUAAUGGACAGCUCUACAGGUCGGUAGAAACUCGCUGGGGAACUAGGCGGGCGGUUGAGUUGAAUAUUUAGUGGCUAGUUUGAGAGAUAGUGGAAUAGAUAACGAAAAGAGCGGUUGCCGACGCUUGAAUUGAACACGUGCCAAAAGCCGCGUACGCACACGCUACGCGUCCCGCCCACUUCUCCGCUCCCUUCCCUUUUCAAAUCGGGCUGGACUAUAAACCUCAUAGGGUUCUGAUAAAAAGCUUCUCGAAUGAAUCCAGGAAGCUUCCUGUAAGCGCCUUUCUCACCGGAAUGGCCGGACCAUACGUGGGCCAGGCCACUUUUUAAUAGUGACGUCAUAGCGCAGGACCCCCAAAAAAGAAUGGUUCGACAUAUAGUUUAAUAUUUACAAGUUUCGUAAUUUUAUAGGCUGUGUGCCACGAGCUGAAAUUUCACGGAACGACAUUCCGCUGUUCCGCUGCGUGCGUUCGCGAAGCGUCUUUCGAAUCUAGGUCAUGCUUUCAAUUGAUUUUUAUUGCUGUGGCAGCACAUGAAAGCAGAGUACCUUAAUAAAAGAAAUUAAAUUAAAAGCGUGACCAAGUUUCGCAAAGGCGCGCAGCGGAACAGCGGAAUGUCGUUUGGUGAAAUUCCAAGUCGUGGUACACAGGCUAUACAAUGCUUUCCGUUCUAACGAAGAUGCAAAAAAGAUUUGCACUCGACAGGAGUCGAACCUACUCAAAAAAGUCAAUCAUAAGACUGGUUCUCUAACCACUGCGCCAUCCCACCUCGGUGAGAGAGGUAGGUCCAGGCGCGUCGAGGACUCUUCCUGGAUUCCUUCGAAGAGCUUUUUCUCAGAAGCCUAUGUGGUUUAGCAGAUAAUCUCUCUUGUUUUUAAGAGCUCUUACCUAGGUCUAUAACCCACCAAAGUUUCAACUCGAUAUGAGGGCUUGAGCCCGAGUUCCCUAGUAAGUCUGAAAGCCACCAAAGUUUCAACUUGACCCGCGUAGUGCCCUAGGCAUGACGUUUCUUCCAAGUUGAAAAUAAUCAUAACCAUAAAGCUGAUACAUAAAAAUGUCCUCAAAAGGCCUUAAGAUUUCAUCUUUAGAAAAUCGCGCAAAAUCGAGGAAAUUCUGGAGGAAUACGAGCGUAAAGGAAGCGUUUACGAAGGAGAUUACGACUACCUUAUCUGCCCCGAACAGUACGACGUCUUCCAAGGAAACGCUCACGCCAAGGUUUCGGCGACUCGCGUUUUCGAAGAAUAUGCGAGAAGGGUUCAGGUGGGAUUUCGUUUUGGUCCAGUUUAGAAUGGAAUUUUUUAUCUGAGUUCAAUUUUCAGCUUUUUAUUUACUGUCUUUCCUUGCAUUUCUUAUGAAACCAAUCAUUAAGCUGGGUAAAACUUUGAAAAAAGAAAAUCUGGAAAUAUGUCAAGGAAAAGGUUCUUUUGGAUCAUAAAACGUCAUAAAAUGAAUAUUGAGCUCAAAUUUGAAGUUAUACUACGAACGUUACCGUGAAGAUUAUUUGUGGUUUUUUUAGUUUUUUCGAUUUUUUUAAAUUUAGUUAUUUGUUUAAAAAUAGUAGUUUAAUGUUCUUGUGAGACGAUUUUUCGGCCUUCAAAAUUUAUUUUUGAAAACGCUUCGAAUCGAGUUUUUUUUUAAAUAAGACUUCAAAUUUUUUCACUAGUGAUGUACGGUGCCACGACAAAAGCGAUUUUUCGAAGAUUACGGUAUGUGAAAGUCCGCAUUUGGCGUGUCGCAGUGUUUGCACAUUUUUAGUUCUCACGCUCCCGCGUUUUUUUUCCAGUUUUCUUUUUAUUUUAUUUUUUUUGAGUGGAUCAAAACUAUAGGAAACAGGGGUUUUUCAUAAAUUAUUCAUUCUGAAAGAGUUUUAAAAAAAAACUAAAAAUUUUAAAAAAAUGGAAAAAAGCGGAGAUGGUACCACUCAGUUUGUGCAAACACACAAAUUGCGGACUUUCACAUACCGUACCUUUUUGAAAAAAGAAAACCCGUCCUUGUCGUAGCACAUGAUGUGCAUUUGAAAAUGGAGACGAGAUUCAUUUUUUAAGCAACUUCUCGAUGAAUAUGGGAUCGAAGACGAGGCUUCCAUCGUUUCCGGUCAUGCGGCCGUUAUCAAAAGGCUCGCCGGAAUGGAAAAGGUUUUUCAAACCAAUUCCCUCUUCCAAGAAGGAAAUCUAUACAGGAUGACUAUUCCUUCUACCACACUGACAAGAUCGUCGAACUGCGCUACUCGAAAAUCUACGAAUCCUUCCGGAAAAAGUUUUUCGAAGAAUUCGGCGGCGAAGAGGAAAAUACCGUCACGGAAUAUGGGAAAAGUGUCAUCCGAUGCACGCCGGAGAUGCACGAAAAAGUCAGGCAAUGGUAAUUUUUUUGCAUUUUACUCUUUGGACAGCGUGAUGAACAAAAUUGAGAAAGAAAACCUCAGCCACUUUUCUCUCCAUUGAAUGUUUUAGAUUUCAGAUGAUUUAUUAAUUUUCAAAACUUACCGGCGAAACUCCAGAUAUUUUUUUAAGCUUUUUCUGGGACGAAAAAAUAUUUUUUUUCUUUGAAAAGCGUUUAUUCAGUUUUCACAGUGAUUCAGAAAAGCUCCAGUCAUUUUUCUCCCCAAUAAAAAUCCUAAACUUUGACUAACUUCGUCGAGUUGUAACUAAGUCACAACUUGGAGGCGAAAUUCCACUUUUUUGCAGCUUUUUCUUGAUAAAAAAAUUUUUUUUAGCCUCUUAUGAUACUCAGAAAACGCUUUGGUGUCCACUAACGACCUUUUGAAUCGAUUAUCACCAAAAAAAUUGAUUAGUCACCGUUAAGUUAAGGCUUAGAAAAAAAAAAUCUACCACAUAAUCAACUUUCAAAAGUCAGUUUUUUCAAAAAUUCAUUUCAUCGUUACAAUCAAAUUUUCUUAAUUUUACUUUCUGAAUUCACUGUAUUUUGUGUCAGAACAUGUGUAUCAAUAAUGAUAAAAAGAAAACUUUAUUGAUCUUUUCCCAAAAAAAUUCUCAACAAAGUUCAACGUUUCAUUUCUUCUUGAUAAAAUUUUGAAGCUAAAACAGAACAAUGAAGCCGGAGGUAUGUCACUUGACAUGAAAAAUUCGGUCGGUUCGGUCGCUUUUUAAUGAUGCCUACUUUUUCAAUUUUUCGAAUGUCGAAAAGUUUUUUGGGCUUUAUUAAAUCUCUAACAGUCUCAAAGUACGUAUUUCUUCAUAGUAUGGCUUUUCGAAAUCAGAUUUCAAACAUUUUCCCAAAAAAUCUCUCAAAUCUUAAUGAAAACUAUUUCGAAAUCAAAAUUUCAGGCUAAAUUAAAAAGUUUGAAUUGAAAUUUACUGAAAAAAAAGACGAAAUCUCCUAUUUUAGGCCGCCAAUAUUUUCUUUUCGAAACUUUCAAACUAACCAUAAUCGAGGAUUCUGCGCAUAUCGGACACUUGAAAAAUUUUAAAAUCAAAAAAAAACUUCAAAACUUUCGAAAAAUGGCCACUCUAGAAAAAGCGACCGACUUUUCCAGAAUUCUUUAUCAUUUUAUCACGGUUAAAUUUUUAUUCGAAGAGUCUAGGUACUACGUGGCGUACGUCGCCCCGCGAAAAGGCGAUUCCGACGUUUUGCCGGGAAGAAGUCUUCCUUGGAUCGUCUGGGAAGUCCUCGGCGAAUUGAGGAGGAAAUUGGUAGAUUUUGAGAUCCCAGAAGAUCCUGAGAAUCUUUUACUUCAAGAUGGCCCACCAAAAAUCGCACGUAGUUCCAUUCGUCAAGUACCCCAUGGCCGAACGUCUGAAAGACGCCGUCGAGAAGACAGUUCUCUACAAACAGGAGAAAUAUCGAGAGUUUUGCGCGAAGUUGGAAAAAUCCGAAUGUGCUGUUUAUUUGAUGAAGUGGGAUUUUUCGAGUAUAAGAAAAAAAAAUUAGAAUAAUUGUUCAGAUAUGUCCGAAUCUACAAUUUAUACUCGAUUCUGUUCAUCUUGGACGAAUGGCUGAAUGAGGUAAAAAUAGAGAGUUUUCGGAUCUUAGGGUUGCUAGAGUGGUCCCUAGAGGGGCAAGCUUAGAGGUUUUUGUUGGUUACUAUCUAUGGUCUAUAACUGAUUCACGGCUAGCUUGAGCCAUCAUAAAAAUGGUCCUAACACGAUAAUAAAAGAGAUAGUGUCUGGUAAGUGGAGAGCGCAGACAGGCCACGCCCCCUUCCCAAGUUAGCCGUGAAUAGGCUUUACCUAACCUCUCCCUAAGAGGGUCAUUGAAGCUUGCAGAAGUAGCCACUCUAGGGAUUUCACUGAGUGGCCUCUCUAGGAGAGCUACUAGUCGUUUAUUGUUAUAUGAAACGAUUUUUAUGCCUCAAACUCAAUGAAGUAACGCUAUUUGAAGGAAAAAAUAUGAACAAAAUGAAUAAAAGAUCAUUUUUUAUCAAAUACGUUUUUUUAAAUCUCUAACCUGAACGAAAAAGUUAUAACGCCUCUAUGGGGACCAAUUAAGAAUCGAGGGCUAAGAAGGCAAACUCCUACAAGGACCAUUUGAAGUUUACCCCUCUAGAGAGCACAACUUUGUCCCCUACAGGGCCUCUUUUUUACCGUUACCCCACCAGUGAUCGUUCAGGCGCUACUAAUUAUUUUCAAAAAUCGGUGUGCCCGAAAAAAAAUAUGAGCAUAAAUUUGAGUUGAAGGGUUUAAUCAAGUUUUACAGGAGGUUAGGGAACAGAGAGACGCAGACACUCGAAAACUGUCAAGUCGCGACAAAAAAACUACAGACCACUUUAGACAUUUAGACCACUUUAAGAGAAGUUAUGCCCAAAAACCAUUUUGAAGUACCUUCACGACCUUCUGAAGUUUUCGACGACCUCCAUAUAGAUGCUUCUGAUAUAGAUACUACUUAGGAGAAAGUCUUCCCAAAGUUGGGCUCCUACAUCGUUCGCCUUGGCUGUCUUCUGGUCCAGUUCGCCCUCGGAAUCAGACACACGACCGACGACUACGUCAAGUUCGACUUCGACGUCUACUUCAAACAUGAAAAGGUCACCGAGAAAAAAAAAAGAUAAAUAACUGACUUCGAGGUUCAGUUAUUUAUGGAAGAUGAAGAAGAGGACAUGUCCCAGACCUACGAACUCGGUUCGAUGCUCCUCGAGUUCUUGCAGUACUUGGGAAGGUUUGCAAUAAGUGACUGAGGGGUUGGACCAUUAAGAGGACAAAGUACACACUCGGAAAAAAAAACUAUGUAAAAUAACCAGAAAAAAAGGUAAUAAGAACGAAUAUCAGAUUUCCUAACCGUAGAGGCUGAAAGAAAAAUUGAAUAUCACCGAUUUUUUUCCCCGUUUCAAAGCUAUCAGACCUUCUGAGAUUGAAGGGUUCAAAAUAUUUAGAAAAUUUUAGCUUCCAUAUACGACUUAUAGUCAAGUGUGCUCCAUGGACAAGUAACUGAAAAUCAAAAAUAAAAAAUUCAAUUUUUUUUUCUCGUUUCACACUCGAAAUAUUCACUGUAUAUUUUAAUGGUGCCUCUUCCGUUAUUAGAAAAUUAAUUUAAGGCUUCCAGGUUCCUUUUAUUUAUUGAUAUUUGACGAAUUAAUGAUGAUUUUAUCAGCUUUAUGGAGUUCGACAGGACAUCGGUAACGCAAACGCUUCCCGGGCCUUUCUAAGCAGCUCUAGGGAUCACUUUAGUGGCGUGAGCACUCUUAAGUGACCCCUAGAAGUUUUCAGAAAUGACCGGGGCGCGCCCAGUUUGCGUCACCGAGUUUUGAGCAUUCAUUGAACAUUCUUAACUUUUUUUCCAGCAAAGCAUUCGGGUCGGUCAAGUACAUCAACCUGUCGAUUGUUCAAGAUGAGACGGAAAUCGUACCAGUCAUGCCAAUGUCGGCCCUUUGGGUUCCACUUCACCUGGUAGGGAACUUUUUUUUGAAUUCAACGGUUUAGCCAGCCAUUUUUUGAUAAUGGGAAGAAACAGCUAGAAAACUAGCCUUGAUGAAGCUCAUUUUCGCUUCGAAUAAGGGUAGAUUUUGUCAACUUUGACAUCUUUUACUGAAAAAUUUAGAGAAGAAGUGCAUUUAAAAGAUUUCCCAGUCAAAAUUUUGAUGUUGAAAAUUCUGAAUUAGAUUGCCCACCGAACUUUCCACGCGAUCGCAGUGAGUGGCCGAUUCGAUGCGUUGCACUUGACGUCGGCCUUGGACGGCGUCGAAUCCUUGGCCGAGAACGAAUUCAUCUCGGAGAAUCGGUAGCUAUAAUGAAAAAAAAGAGUAAUAGGAGACUCUUUCAGAGACCCUACGAUGGUUAGAGCUUCGCUUCUCGACGACACCAAAGACUACAGCACCUUGCCGCUUUCCCGUUUCGUCAUCAUCGACAAACUCAAGGUGAGAGGGGAACUAGGAGCUUUUUAGUUUUCGAGGGACUACUCGGAAAAUUUUUAGUGGCGACUAUAGGGUUUUGACGUUUUAGUGGCCACUAUUGUAGUCAAAUUAGUGACCCCUUAAGAGGUUAAAAUUAGUUGCCACUAUAGAGGUUGAAGUGCUACUACUAGACCACUGAAAAUUUUAGUGGCCACUUUAGGGGUCAAUGGAUCAACAUAACUGGUCCAAUCUUUGUUUUAAAAUUAUCAGAGUUAAUGGAAGGAAUACUGAAUGAAGAACUACUGAAGUGGCCACUAAAACGGAAAAUAGUGGCCACUAUAGAGGUUGCUUUAGUGGCCUCUUUAGUGUCCUCUCCAAGUAGUCCUUGGCCAGCCUCUAUAGUGGCCACUAAAAAUUUUCCCAGUAUCAAUAAAAAGUCCAGGAAGUGGGAAAAAAUCGAAUCUAGUGGUAAAGAGAAGAUAUAAUAUAAAAAAAUAUUCCAAGAAGAUAUUUAUUAAAACUAAAAACAUACUUCUAGUGAAAUAGGAGUUUCAUUAGAAAAAAUUGAAGAGUUGAGAUUUUUUUUUUGAUUCUGACAGUAAUACUCCUUUUUCCUCGAAUCGAAAUAGUCUAACCUGCCUGCGUCUCGUUUCUCUCAUCUGCAGGGUCAGAGAAACAUUGAUACAACAUGUAAGCUUAGGAGAAACAGGGUGAAAUGAAUUCAGAUUGUUUAAAAGUUGUGACGAAUGGAAAAAAAACACUUUUAAAAGACCCCUACUUUCAGAAAAAAAAAGAUGAUUGAAGUGAAAAGAAGUUGCGAUUUUUGGCUGUUCAGAAAACAAAUCUUGUAUAUCGUAUUUUAAUCAUCUGAGCGCUUCAAAUAAGGUCCUCAGAAGCGGCAACUUGAUCUAAUUCAGGAAUGGACCGGAGUCAAGGAGAUCCACGUGCGUAACGUGGAACGUCGUUCGGACGUGCUGCUGAUCAGCUGCGUCGGCAGCGUCCUCGCCCGCCAACGACUCUCGCGUCUGCUGCUUCUGAAGCCGGAGCAGAUCCGCAGCGCCGUCAUUCGGGACCAGGUCCCCGAAAGCAUCAGAGACGAUCAUGUUUAA
Molecule: messenger RNA, 20136 nt
Organism: Caenorhabditis auriculariae
Lineage: Eukaryota; Metazoa; Nematoda; Chromadorea; Rhabditida; Rhabditidae
Source: the annotation of a GenBank genome assembly